GCGUGUAUUCUGUUGAAAGUGAAGACUGUAAAAUAGAGAUUGUUUUUUUCGUUCCAGUAAACGAAGAUGAGAGAGAUCCUAAUGUUCAGUUAGUAUUCGUAAAAGGCAAAUAUUAUAGCAUCUGUGGAAAAGUUGUACCUGGAACUUAUAAUUGUAGAUUAAGAUUAAAAAUGACGGCUGUAUCGUCAACUCAUCUUACAAUCAGGAGAGAUCUUGGUUCAAACAGAUGUCCGUUAAAAGCUUCAUUAGUAGGUGUUGUUCAAGAUAUUCCGGAAAAGGUUAACGAUGAGAGUGCAAUGUUGAAAUUGUUAGUGAAUGAUUAUGCUGUUCGUCCAAGUGAAUCAGUACUUUUUGUUGUCGGACAUAUGGAAGUUAUACAGGAAGAUCUGUACGUGUAUGCUGCUAAUACUUCUUAUGUUGAGAAUGUUAAUGAAAAGUCAUCUAAAGCAUCUUCAACUGAAGCAGAUAAAUAUUCAGUGGAUUUAACUAUUGAUGAUUCUCGUUCUUUAAAAUGUGUAAGAUCUGAUAUUGUUGAAGGUGAGGACAGUUGUAUAGAGGAUGAAGAGGAUCUUGUUAGAAAUGUUGGUCUUGAUUAUAAUUAUUGUGAUCAAAUAGUCGAACAUAAUAAGGAACAUGCAGGUAAUAGUGAUGAGCGUGAAGUCGAUGUUGUGAAUGAAGAUAAAGUAAUUAUGCGUAAUUAUAGAAAGGGAAAUAAGGGCAAAGAGAGGGUAACACAACCUAUAAUGCAUAAUACGAGAAGUCAAGCUAGGAUAUCUAAGGAUGUGAAUAAGAAAGAUUAA
Messenger RNA from Racocetra persica, 800 nucleotides. Lineage: Eukaryota; Fungi; Glomeromycota; Glomeromycetes; Diversisporales; Gigasporaceae. The record is from the annotation of a GenBank genome assembly.